UUUCAAUACAUAUUACCCAAUGUGGUGCAAGUGCAACAACCAGAAAAAUACGGUAGUAAACAUUGCGACUCGAUUUGGCGGCUGAUCCACUGACGCGUUAUUGUAUGCACGUUAUUUAUGAUCCAAGCUGAUUACAAUGUUCAUUUAACAGCAAUGUCACGACCAUGGACCACAGACUUCUUAGGCGUAGUACGCGGAGCGCAAGCCGUAGCUAAUGCAGUAUUAAAAAUCCAAGGAGAUAGUAUAAAACAGGCGGUAACUCAUUCCAGCCUCAGAAAUUUAGCUGAAGACAAUCUCAAAGCGGUGGGGAAACAACUGGAAAAUAUUGAUCCAAGUAAGGUUCCUAAUAAUGUGGCUGCCGGUGUGAAAGAGACCUUAGAACGUGUGUCUGUGCUUGGCACAGGUAUAACGCGAUAUGUGGCAUUUAGAACGAGUAGCGCUACAGGGUAUUGUGACGCACUUCAGCAGAAAGACCAUAGUAAAAGUACUUCAAGUCAGAAUGCAGACUCUGUGCCUAACGAUGAUAACGAGGGUGUUCCGGGUUUUCAGAAAUCCGCAUCCAGUAGAGGAGAGACUGAGACUCGUGAUGAGAUAAAAACUCCAGUGUCACCCAAGAAAUUUGCAAGUGUAAAAGAAAAAAUUGAAACUAUUGCCACAUUGGGAGAAGAUAUACCAAAAAUAGAGCUGUCUAAUAAAGACAAAAAAUUACUAAGAAAACUUGAAUUAGAACAUGAAGAAAGAAUCAGACGGCAGAAGCCAGAAGGAAAUACAAUACUCGACCCAAUUACGGAUAGUAAAGGAAGUACAUUAAAUAAAGAAAUUAUUAACAGCAAUGAUAGCAAAGAAAGUACUGAAAGCAAGAAAAAUGAUUCAACCGUCCGAGUUCAUAAGGCGAUGCCUUCUGUGAGGCCUAGACAAUCUCUUUCAGCGAAUGCACGUCAACGAAAAGUGCCAUCUACAAGAUUUCAGCGCGUGGUUAGUUUUGGAACUCUGGGCUUAGGGCUUGGAAUUGGAACAAUGGCUGAGUAUACGCGACGCACUUUGGGAUUCAAAAACCAAAGUGUCUCACAGUCUUUGGACAGCAUGUUCCUCACAAAAGCCAACACAGAACGAAUCGUUUCUACAUUGUGCAAAGUUAGAGGUGCUGGACUAAAAAUUGGCCAGAUAUUAAGUAUCCAGGAUAACAGCAUUAUAAGUCCUGAAUUACAGAAAGCUUUUGAAAGAGUGAGGCAGAGCGCAGACUUCAUGCCAACAUGGCAAGUGGAGAAAGUAUUGAGCAAUGAACUCGGCUCUGACUGGAGAAGUAAACUAUCCAGCUUUGAGGAUAAACCCUUUGCAGCUGCAUCUAUUGGCCAGGUACACAAUGCCGUAUUACUGGAUGGAACUCCAGUAGCUAUGAAAAUACAGUAUCCAGGCGUAGCUGAGGGAAUUCAAAGCGAUAUCGACAAUUUGGUCAGCGUACUGAAGAUAUGGAAUAUAUUUCCGGAAGGGAUGUUUAUUGAUAAUGUAGUCGAGGUGGCUAAAAGAGAGCUCGCUUGGGAAGUAGACUAUGUCAGGGAAGCUGAAUGCACAAGAAAAUACAGAGAUCUAAUAUCUCCAUAUUCAGAUUACUAUGUGCCAAAAGUUAUUGACGAAUUCAGCACCAAACAAAUUUUCACAUCGGAAUUAAUUGAUGGUAUACCAGUCGACAAAUGCGCAGAAAUGGACUCCGAAACUAGAGAACAUAUAUGCAAGAUGGUGAUGCGCCUUUGCUUACUGGAAUUAUUUGACUUUCGCUACAUGCAAACAGAUCCAAACUGGGCAAACUUCUUCUACAAUCCCGAGACUAGGCAGCUUACAUUAUUAGAUUUUGGUGCGUGCAGAGCCUAUGAUAAACGGUUCAUGGACCAGUAUAUUGAAAUAAUUAAAGGCGCAAGCGAAGGUGAUCGGGAAAAGGUUCUACAGUUGUCCCGUCAAAUGGGAUUUCUAACUGGAUAUGAGUCCAAGGUGAUGGAUGAUGCUCAUGUAGACGCAGUCAUGAUUUUGGGUCAAGUUUUUGACGAAAAACACGAGUAUUUUGACUUUGGUGGCCAAGAUGUUACAAAAAGAAUUCAAACUUUGAUACCUACAAUACUCAAUCAUAGACUAUGUCCACCGCCCGAGGAAAUAUAUAGCCUGCACCGAAAAUUAUCAGGAGUAUUUUUGUUAUGUGCAAAACUUAACGUAAAAAUCAACUGCCGUGAUUUGUUCCAAGAGGUAUAUAGAAAUUAUCAGUUUGAUUAGCUCAAAUGAUUUGUUAAAUAAGUUUUCAACAGCGUGAAAUAUUCUAUGUAAUAUAAUGUGAACAAUAAAUUAUUUUAUUUAACGCUA
This is a messenger RNA of Neodiprion fabricii, 2349 nucleotides long. It is a transcript of the gene Coq8, whose product is annotated as atypical kinase COQ8B, mitochondrial. Gene Ontology annotation, biological process: ubiquinone biosynthetic process. NCBI's taxonomy places the organism in Eukaryota, Metazoa, Arthropoda, Insecta, Hymenoptera, Diprionidae. Gene Ontology annotation, molecular function: kinase activity. The coding region runs from base 118 to 2262 and encodes 714 amino acids. Gene Ontology annotation, cellular component: extrinsic component of mitochondrial inner membrane. The record is from RefSeq and is a predicted model, not a curated record. The transcript has 12 exons.